AUGUGGCACCUCCUCGCUGCGGGCGCGUGCAUCGGCGGCGUGGUGUUCGACGUCAUCGCGAUGGGCGGCCUCGCCGAGACGACGAAGAAGUGCCGCGACAACAACACGGACGACCAGUGCGGGGAGAUCCUCGGCCUCGAGUGGUUCCUCAUCUUCGCCGUCGGCAUCUACCUCAUCCUCUCCGCGCUCCUGUGCAUCCUCGGCAAGGUCAAGCGCGCCCCGGCCAAGGUCUUCGUCUGCGCCUCGCUGGCCAUGUUCUGGCCCCUCAUCGUGCGCUACGCCGACCUCUACAUCCGGCCCGGCACCACCUCCAAGGACGAGCUCGGCGCCUCGGCGUCCGGCCACACCGUCAUGGCGAUCGCGAUCCCCGCCGCGAUCCUGCUCGCCUCGAUGUCCCACGACGGCAGCUCCUCGAAGUAA
Messenger RNA from Pedinophyceae sp. YPF-701, 420 nucleotides. NCBI's taxonomy places the organism in Eukaryota, Viridiplantae, Chlorophyta, Pedinophyceae. The record is from the annotation of a GenBank genome assembly.